AUGGUUGCCGUGAACGCGGAGAUAUUUUAUCCAGGCCCGGUUCCUGAUGCUAUCACACAGGCCUUUGCGCGCAAUACGGAAAAUGAGAGCAAAGGGCCUCUGAAUAAACGCCGCAAAACUUCAGGGACUCGCAGCCUGCGACAAAUAAAUGGCUCAUUAACUUCACAUGUCCCUAAUGGCUACAUUCCUCUUGCACGUUUUAAUCUACAGCUGGAAUUUUCUUAUACCAACUCCUCACUGGAUAGUUGGAGUGCCUUUGCGGGAGAUGGCGAUGGCGUGCCCGUCCUGCUGAAAGUCAGCAGGCCGCAUCCUACGGAGGGAGAACAGAUUACGAAUGACUAUGUGCUACUAGAGCUAGAGACGAUGCAGGAGCGGGAAACCAUUUUUAUCGACACCUGUACCGAUCCAGACAUCCUGGGGCUCGGGAAGCAUCUGGAGAUUGCCAGCGGGCUGCAGUGUGCGGACCGCUACCACUCUGCAAAACUCCCGACCGCCUGCUAUCAAUCUACUCUUCGCUGCCUUGGAGACCUCACGUCGUACCGCCUCGAAACAAUAAUCUUAUGGAAAGAGACACUCGAUAUUGUUGAUCGCCAUAAGUUGUCGGGCCCUGCUCUGGAGGCUUUUUCUGCCUACGCUCUUCAGGCCGAAGUCAACGGCAGCUCUCUGCUCAAGGAUCGGGGACGGAAUCGGAACACCUCGGGAGAGGAAUGGACUCCUCGUGAUUUCUACAACAAUGUCCACGUGCCUCCAGAUACACCCUCGCUUUCAGCACCAAUAAAAUGUGAUAUGGUACAGUGCGAGCUUUUCCCCUUCCAGCGACGAGCGGUUCGGUGGCUCUUGAAGAGAGAGGGCAAAGAGUUGAACGAGGAAGGGCAAUUGGUGCCUGUCCCAGCAGCCCCCGAGAACAAGCUGCCGGAGUCAUUCGUGCAAAUCACUGAUGCCGACGGGGAGACAUGUUUUGCGAGUCAUUUGUAUAUGAUUGUCACGAGAGACCUGUCUUCGUGGUGGGAUGUCAGUGACCAUUUGAAGGGCGGGAUACUGGCCGAGGAAAUGGGUCUAGGAAAGACAGUGGAGAUGAUCACUCUUAUGUGUCUCAAUCGCCGAGUGUUGCGCCCUGAGGAGACCUUUGCAGGAUUAGGAAGUGGAAGUCUGAGGCCAUCUGUCGCAACUCUGAUCAUCACGCCUCCGGUCAUUCUGGAGCAGUGGAAGCAGGAGAUUGAAUUGCAUGCUCCAAGACUCCAGGUUUUUCACUAUACCGGCAUCCACCGGCAUCAAACACUUUCUGACCGGGAGUUGAUUGAACUUAUGGCCGAUAAUGAUGUCGUCCUCACAACAUACAAUGUUCUUGCUCGGGAAAUCCAUUAUGCUGGCGACGCUCCGAAGCGGAAUCUUCGGCACGAGAAACGCUUCGAGGCUAGAAAAUCACCUCUGGUCAAGAUAUCGUGGUGGCGAGUAUGCCUGGACGAAGCUCAAAUGAUUGAGAGUGGUGUCAGCAAUGCAGCCAAGGUCGCCCGCCUCAUUCCUCGCCAGAUGGCCUGGGCCGUGACCGGAACGCCGCUUCGCAAAGACAUUACCGACCUCCUUGGGCUACUGCUCUUCCUUCAAUACGAGCCUUUUUGCGGAUUCAUUUGGAAGACGCUGUGUGCAGACUUCAAGCCCAUUCUGUCACGGAUUGUCAAUACGCUUACCCUCCGUCACAGCAAAGAUCUAAUUCGAAAGGAGCUUCACUUGCCACCGCAAAAGAGAGUCGUUAUCACUGUCCCCUUUACCGCGGUGGAAGAGCAACACUACAGACAGCUGUUUGAAGAGAUGUGUGAUGAAUGUGGCCUCGACACCACAGGAUCACCACGCAGCAAUGAGUGGGAUCCCAAUGAUCCCGGGGUGAUAGAGAAGAUGCGGAGCUGGCUGGUUCGGCUUCGACAAUCCUGUCUUUAUACAGCUGGAAAUCGUCGUAAAGGCUUCGCUACGAAUAAUGGCCCUUUGCGAUCGGUGAACGAGGUCCUCGAGGUGAUGAUUGAUCAAAAUGAUGCCCUCCUUCAUGCAGAGGAGCGCUCUCUUCUUCUUUCGCAACUUCGACGCGGUCAGUUACUGGAGAACGCCAAGCGUAAGAAAGAAGCUCUUGAUCUUUGGAGGACAUCUCUCGACCGUGCAAAUGUGAUUGUCCAACAAUGUCGGGAGAGGUUGCAACUGGAACAAAGCAAGCAACAGACCCCCGUUAUUAAUGGCGACUGGAAACGCGCAGGGUCAGCCAGUGAUGACGAGGGCGAAGAGACUGAGAAGAACCCACGGCUUAACGCUUUCCGUCAGAGACUCCGCGCUGCACUUGAGGUCCAACAUAUCUCUGUUUUCUUCACUGGUAAUGCCUAUUACCAGAUUAAGUCGGAUACGGAGCUGACCAAUCCUGACUCUGAGGAGUUUCAGGCAUUGGCCAAGUUGGAAGAAGAAGCUUAUGCGAGAGCUAAGUUGAUUCGUCAGGAGAUGCUUGCUGAAAUAUCUCGAAAAGCGAAGCGCUAUGUGAAGAAGAUCAAGGAGAAGUCUGCAAGGCAAGAGUUCGUGGCCAUUCCCGAAAUGAACCCUCGGUUGUACAGCAAGGGCCUUGAGUCUCGUCGUGUGCUCGAUCGGCUCGAGACGUUUUGCAACAUGAUGAACGAACAUGCCAUCCAGUAUAGCGAAUGGCGCCAGAAGAUGGUUGAACUUCUGUCUCAAUCUCUUAUUGAUCAAGAAGAUGACUCUGAGCUGGAAGGUGACGAAUAUGAGAAGUCCACGAAGCAUCAGGAUGAGAUGUACGUCUACAUGGAAGCACUACGUGCAAUGUUUGCCGAUCGCCACGACUCCUUAACCGGACAGAAGAAUGUGCUUAUCGCGCAUGAAGUAAAAAUGGCGACAGCACAGGCGCAGAAAGGCGAGGGCCCUUCUCCGCCCUUGUAUCUCGAAGUCAUGGAAAAGCGAAGUCGGUUGAAACCUGGUCCUGAUCUGGGAUCGCUUCGUGGUGUUAUCACUGAGCUUCGAAGUCUCGGGACAUCUCUUGAAUGGCAGGCAAAUGAAGGAAGUUCUCGAGCUCGCUCAGAGCUCGAGGUACUCACGAUGGUACUCCAGAACGUUGUUCAAAUAUCUACCGAGCAAACAAAGACUGCGUCCAAUAUAGAGAAGGAAGUUGAGAUGUUCCGUGAUACCAUGAAUCAUCGUUUGGAAUACUACCGGCAGCUGCAGCAGAUCUCAGAUACUGUCGCGCCGUAUGAUGAAGAGAGCGCUGGGAAGCCCCUCGAUCACGAGCUCUUCAACUCGAAGCUUGAGCAGGAAGAAGCUUUUGAUGAGAAAAUCUCUUCCUUGAGGGCGAAAGGGCGCUACCUCAUUCACUUGCGCGACGAGUCAGGAGCGGACGAGACGUCUAAAAUAUGCAUCAUAUGUCAAACAGGGUUUGAGAUAGGUGUAUUGACGGUUUGCGGACAUAAAUACUGCAAAGACUGCCUACGUUUGUGGUGGCGCCAACAUCGCACCUGUCCAGUCUGCAAAAUGCGCUUGAAGGCGAACGACUUCCAUCAGAUCACGUAUAAGCCCCAGGAGUUUGUCGUCCAGGAAGAAAAGUCUUCACAAAGCCUCGAUCUCGGACGUCAGUCGCAUAACUCUAUUUACACAGAUAUCGGUUCGGGGACUCUACAUGAAAUCAAGAAUAUCGAUCUCAAGGAUUCAUUCGGGACGAAGAUUGAUACCCUUGCGCGCCAUAUUCUGUGGCUUCGUGAGCACGACCCUGGUGCUCAGUCUAUAGUGUUCUCCCAGUACAAGAGCUUUCUCGAGUAUCUCGCCAAUGCUUUUAAGCGUUUCAAGAUCGGAUACAGUAGCGUUGAUGAACCUGACGGUAUAUCGAGGUUCAAGGGCGAUCCGGGGAUCGAGUGUUUUCUCCUCCAUGCAAAGGCACAUUCAUCUGGCCUUAAUCUCAUCAACGCGACCCACGUCUUCCUGUGCGAGCCGCUCAUCAAUACAGCGAUCGAGCUCCAGGCUAUAGCACGAGUGCACCGUAUAGGACAGCAUCGGCCGACGACCGUCUGGAUGUACCUGGUUUCUGACACGGUUGAGCAAUCAAUCUACGACAUCUCGGUAUCUCGCCGCCUGGACCACAUCUUGGAGAAAGAGAGAGAGAAAAGGGACACUGAUUUACCAAAAUCAAACGGGCUGAAUGGAAACGGUACAAACGGAGCAGGGGUCGAAGAUCUAAGCGAAGUGGCCAUCGACUCGGCAAACUCUCUAGAAAUGCAAGACGCCCCGUUGGCGAAGCUGAUGGAGGGUGGUGCGUUCGGUGGCGAACUAGUCAAGAAGGACGAUUUGUGGAAGUGUCUCUUUGGCAAUCCAAUGCAACAGCAGGCGAAAACCGAUUCGCUGGACGCUGGGAGUGAUGUGGCAAGGUUCUUGAGAGCAGAAGCUGCUGAACAGAGAAGAAUAAAUGGACAGGCAUGA
This is a messenger RNA of Aspergillus calidoustus, 4452 nucleotides long. The record is from the annotation of a GenBank genome assembly. Lineage: Eukaryota; Fungi; Ascomycota; Eurotiomycetes; Eurotiales; Aspergillaceae.